AGUCUGAUGGUAUAAUUUGCCGAUGAACGUCAUCAACAUCGUUUUCUUUUAACUGACCACGAUCAUUCCAUCAUUAGCUGAUGUUGUUUACUUUUUCCAACAGUUACAUUCGAAAAAAUUUCCUUUUUCAUCAAUAAUUAAUUAAUAUUUCAUCAAUCAUGACAUCGUUCUACGAAAUGAUCGGUUCAAUCUCAUUGCUCAUCUUAAUCUUAUGGAUAUUGUUCAAGAUAAUCAAAGGCAUUUGGACAUGUUGCCUUGGUUCAGCCUUAGGAUUUGGUGUUAAAUGGUGUCCAGGACCAUCGACAUGGGCUGUUGUAACUGGUGCUACUGAUGGCAUUGGAUUGGCAUAUGCAAAAGAAUUUGCUCGUAUGGGCUAUUCUGUCUGUUUAAUCAGUCGUAAUCAAGAAAAAUUAGAUCGUACAAAAGAUGAAAUUAAAGCAGAAGCGCCCAAAUGUUCAGAAAUUCGAACUAUUGCCGUUGAUUUUGUUCAAACGGAUAUUUAUGAUAAAAUUGAGAAAGAACUUGGUGAAUUGGAUGAUAUUCAUAUCUUGGUCAACAAUGUGGGUAUUUCAUAUGAAUAUCCAGAAUAUUUUACCAAAAUACCUGAAGCAAAAAAAUUGAUGAAUUCUAUUGUGAAUUGCAACAUAAUGUCUGUGAUGCGUAUGGUCGAAUUAGUGUUACCGAAAAUGGAACGCCGUGGCCGUGGUGUGGUUAUCAAUCUGUCAUCAUAUUCGGCUUCAUAUCCGAUGCCUUUGUUGUCGAUUUAUAAUGCAUCGAAAAUUUUUGUCGAUUUCUUAUCACGUGCGUUACAAAUGGAAUAUGCUGACAAAGGAAUCAUCAUUCAAAGUGUAUUGCCAGCCUAUGUAUCGACCAAAAUGAGUAAAAUUCGACGUACAUCAUUGAUGGUACCAAGUCCAAAAACAUACGUUCAACAUGCCAUGAAAACGAUUGGAAUAGAAUCCCGUACUUAUGGUUAUUGGACUCAUAAACUACAAGGCUUCGUCCAGGAUUGCAUCAUCGCCAACAUUUUAGGAGAGAAUUUCAAUUCAAAGUUGGCUUUUGAUUCAUUGAAAGAUGUACGACGAAGAUAUUAUAAAAAACAAGGAACAAAAAUGGAAUGACUA
Molecule: messenger RNA, 1124 nt
Organism: Dermatophagoides pteronyssinus (European house dust mite)
Lineage: Eukaryota; Metazoa; Arthropoda; Arachnida; Sarcoptiformes; Pyroglyphidae
Product: very-long-chain 3-oxoacyl-CoA reductase-B-like
Cellular component (GO): endoplasmic reticulum
Molecular function (GO): oxidoreductase activity
Source: RefSeq, a predicted model, not a curated record